Neomonachus schauinslandi (Hawaiian monk seal) is the source of this 785-nucleotide messenger RNA. It is a transcript of the gene LY6H, whose product is annotated as lymphocyte antigen 6 family member H. The record is from RefSeq and is a predicted model, not a curated record. Gene Ontology annotation, biological process: acetylcholine receptor signaling pathway. The transcript is spliced from 4 exons. Lineage: Eukaryota; Metazoa; Chordata; Mammalia; Carnivora; Phocidae. Bases 208 to 630 code for a protein of 140 amino acids. Gene Ontology annotation, cellular component: plasma membrane. Gene Ontology annotation, molecular function: acetylcholine receptor inhibitor activity; acetylcholine receptor binding.
CCGAAAGACAAGGCUGCGCCCGGGUUCCGGUCCGCAGGGAGACCGAAGGGCACCGCUCCUCGCGCCUCCCGAGCGCUGGAGUGCCGACCCCCCAGGGAUGUGAGUGCGCCCCCGAUCCGAGGCCCGCCCUCCACGCCCCGACCUGCGGCCCGCGCCCGGAGGACCUCCGCCCCCAAACCCCGCGCCUUCCCGAGGCCCGCCUGGAGCAUGCUGCCUGCAGCCAUGAACGGCCUCGGCCUGGUGCUGCUGGCCGCCCUGCUGUGCUCUGCGCCCGCUCAUGGCCUGUGGUGCCAGGACUGCACCCUGACCACCAACUCGAGCCAUUGCACCCCAAAGCAGUGCCAGCCGUCGGAUACAGUGUGCGCCAGCGUCCGGAUCACCGACCCCAGUAGCAGCAGGAAGGAUCAUUCCGUGAACAAGAUGUGCGCCUCAUCCUGUGACUUCGUGAAGCGACACUUCUUCUCAGACUAUCUGAUGGGCUUCAUUAACUCUGGGAUCUUAAAAGUGGACGUGGACUGUUGCGGGGGAGACCUGUGCAACGGGGGGCCGGGGGCGGGGGGCAGCCUCUGGGCCCUGGCUGGGGGCCUCCUGCUCAGCCUCGGGCCCGCCCUCCUCGGGGCUGGGCCCUGAGGCCCUCUCCCUCCUGCAGGGCUCCGAGCUUCCUCCCUGGAGCCUGGCCCUUGCCCCUCCCUGAGCCGUGAGGCCUCCCUCUCUCCACCAGCUCUGAGUCCCGGCCAGCAGGACACCGCUAGGAGACCCGGUGUCUGCAGGAAGCCCCGGGGGGU